CCGAGCAGGGGAGGGGGCGGGGGCGCCGCGCACGCGCACGGCUUGGCGGCGCGCGCCGAGCGGGGGGCGCCGCGCGGGUGCAGCCACGAUGGAAGGGGGUGCGUACGGAGCCGGCAAAGCCGGGGGCGCCUUCGACCCCCACACCCUGGUCCGGCAGCCUCACACCAUUCUGCGAGUUGUGUCUUGGGUGUUCUCCAUCGUGGUGUUCGGCUCCAUUGUGAACGAGGGCUACCUCAACAGCAGCUCCGAGGGUGAGCAGUUCUGCAUCUACAACCGCAACCCCAAUGCCUGCAGCUACGGUGUGGCCGUGGGCGUGCUCGCCUUCCUCACCUGCCUGCUCUACCUGGCCCUGGACGCGUACUUCCCGCAGAUCAGCAGUGUGAAGGACCGCAAGAAAGCCGUCCUGUCCGACAUCGGCGUCUCGGCCUUCUGGGCCUUCCUCUGGUUCGUGGGCUUCUGCUACCUGGCCAACCAAUGGCAGGUCUCCAAGCCUAAGGACAAUCCAAUGAAUGAAGGGACAGAUGCGGCCCGGGCCGCCAUCACCUUCUCCUUCUUCUCCAUCUUCACAUGGGCGGGCCAGGCUGUGCUGGCCUUCCAGCGGUACCAGAUUGGCGCCGACUCGGCCCUCUUCUCCCAGGACUACAUGGACCCCAGCCAGGACUCCAGCAUGCCUUACGCCCCCUACGUGGAGCCCAGCGCUGGGCCAGACCCUGCCGGCAUGGGCGGCACCUACCAGCAGCCAGCCAACGCCUUUGACCCCGAGCCCCAGGGCUACCAGUCACAGGGCUACUGAGCCUCCGUGACUGCCUGCUGCCCCUUCCAGCCCCACCUGCCCCUGUCCCGGCGGCCCCUGCCCCAUCCCUGCACACCCAGCCCCCUGCUCCUUGCCAGGCUGCCCUGCCCAGCACCUCAUCAGCCUCUGGGUUUUUCCCCUGAGGUCCAGGGCAGCUCAGGGUGACGGACAGUAAGGUGUUGGGAAGUAUGUCUACAUGUAUGUACAAGUGUGUCUAGCAGAGACCUGGGGUGUUUGCAUUCAUUCAUCAUGUCAUCGAGCAGUCACUGAGCAUCUACCAUGUGUCAGGCCUGUGCAUGGCACAGGUGGUGAAAGAGAAAUGGUCUCUGGAAAAGGGAAAGAGAUACAGAGGAGGCCCUGUUGUCCAUGAGGUGGGAAUGGUGGGAAAGAAACCUGGAGGAUGCCUGGAGGUUUUGGCUUCAGGGUGUGAACACCUGCAGAACGCUGGGCUGUCACCUGCUAGGAGUGACACAACAGCCCUGCUAGGCAUGUUGGAACCAUUUCCAUUUUAUGGUUGAAAGGGAAGCCUGCAGGGGUCAAGGUCAGUUGCCUAGGGUCCCGCAGGCAGCCAUUGAUGGAGGUGGGGCCAAGCCCCGGCCACCUGACUGCGUAGCACCUGCUGUUCCCUAUCCUCUCCGUCCUUCAUCCACAAGCCUGGGAGCCACCACUCAGUGCUGCUGUCACUGUGGGAGGCGUUGGGGACCUCAGCUUAUGAGACACCCUGAUUCUGCUGCAAGCCAGGGGCCUAUUCUGCCCUGGCUGUCUCCCCAGCAGCACAGCCCUGCCUCUAGGCACCCUUCCCCACAUCCCACAGCUGAGGGUGGCCUCACUCCUCCGUUAACUGUGUACUGCUCUGCACUGUGUGUGCCCUGCAGGGAGCUCCAGCGCCUCUUCUGUGGCCUCCCAAAGGACUGACCACCAUCCCUGCCCAGGGCUGGAUGCACAAGGGGGCCCAGAACAAGGAGCGGCCAGCCCCAAGUCACAGUGAGUGAGUGGCAGAGCUGGGCUUGCUGCCUGGCCCCAGCCGUCCAGCAGGUGCCCCAGUUCCCUGCCCUGUGACCUCUCAGGAUGCAGAACUGAUCUGGGACACUGUCAUCUUUCCCUCAGCCAGGGGCUGGGGCUGGGACAGCCAAGGGCCCAGAGGGCCCUUUCCCUGGCCUUCCAGAUGGCCCGCCAAAGGGCCAGUUUCCCUGUGGGAGGCAGAGUAGAAAGAACAGGGCUCUGGCCCCAGCAAGGCCAGCCUGCGAGCUGCCGCUGUGGGACAAACCACCCUCAGAUGAACAGUGAGAGCCCCUGGUGCGUGGCAGGUUGGGAGCACGGGCUAUAGGGGAGAGGACAGCAGAGCUCCCCCAAGGCACAAGGGGAUUGUGGGGGAACAGGAGGGACUCUUGCAAAAAGUGGGCUUUUCACUGAGCUCUAAGGGAUGGGGAGGCCUUGAAGGGUGGAGAAGCGUGGGGAGACCUGGGCCCGGCGUCCACUGGCCAGUGCCUCAGGGAGCAGUGCAAGGGGAUUAUGGGUCAGUAUGGUGUUGGGUGUUCCCACCUUCAGCACCCUGUGCCCUCACAAGAACCCUAAGAGGCAGGUAAUACUCACCUGCCCAUUCAUUCAGCAGUAAUUCUGUGCCAAGGGUUCAGAGGGCAUGGUGGCUGACAGUCCGUCAGGGACAAGCAGCAGACAGCUGGACCCAGGGUCCACUGGAAGGCAGAACGCCGUGUGAGUGCCCGGCAAGAUGAGGCUCGCAGAGGAGGGGUUCUCAGGACGGCAGGGGCAUGGCAAUGAGGCAAGGGGAAAGUUUCCUAGGCAGAAAAGUAGCACCACUGUCCCCACUUAACAGAAAGCGGAACAGACUCAGCGUGAGUGAGUCAGCGGAGGAGCAUGGAUCUUAACUGUUUUGUUGAAACCCUCCUGAGGGGCUGCAGUGAUAGGAGAGGACCCCAGAUAGCCAAGCGGCAGCCGCUUGUUGCUGACCUCAAUUGUCCACAUCUGGGGAGGGGCUCUGUCCAUGGUUCGCUCCUGCCGGGUUGCCCAGGUGGCGACAGGAUGGGGUUGUAUCUGCCAGGCUGAGUACAGGUGGAACCUACACCAGAUCAGAGGUUUGCGUGGCAGGUGAGGGUGGUGUGGGUGUUCCUGGCAGAGUGAAGUUCCAUGCCCAUGCAGGAGGCUCUGAGAAGUCCUCCCCUCGCCUAGUCCCCACCAUAACCUCCACUGCUCGCGGGCACUAGAAGACCCUAGGGUGCUGCCCCUCUGUUCUCCUUGGGUACCGACUGGCUGCUGGCAAUGCUGGACUGGAGGGCAGAGUACCAUUUAAGCUUCACCCAAUCCCUGGGUGUUUAUUACAGACUCUCCCUGCCACCCCAGACUGGGAAAGUUUAUAAGACCCCUGCCAGGAGUGGGGGGGCACAGAAUUGUCUCAGCAUUCCUCACUUCUCCUGGGGUACCAGAUCGCACCAUGAGUCUGGGCACUGGCCUCCCAUGGUGGAGGUGAGAAACAUGUCAGAGGGCAGGAUUUGGGUGAGAUCGAGGCCUGACUCCCCUGCUUGGAGGUUGGUGGGGAAGCCCUGCUCCUCUUGUUGGCUGAGACUGUCCCCCUGGCAGCCCCAAGCUUAGAAUCUGUGCCCACAGGCCAACCGGAUCCCCUUCUCUCUCCCUGCUGCCCACCUCUGCCUCUCCCUUGCUUCCAAGCCUUUCCUUGGAAAAGGGCCCCCCGCAGCCAGACCUUGAAGUUUCGGCCCCUUCCAGCAAGCACAACAGAGGGCCCAGGAAACUCAGUCCCCUACAGCUGCAAGAAGAGGUGGUAGAGCCUGGGUGAGGAGGGCAGGGACUUGUCGAAAGUCAGGCACAGAGCUGGAGAGUAAGGAUCCAGGUUUCCUGCCUGAGUUAACAUUCAUACUGAGCAGUCACAGGCUGUUCAGCUGCGUGUGGCUUCCGGUAUCUGGGAGUGUAACAUUGGACUGAUUCCCAGGGGGCUGGCAUCUGCUCCCCACUCCAACCUUCCCUAGGAAUAAUUCUGGAUCUUCAAAGACUCUUGGGGGUCCCAGGCUUCCCCCAUGUAACCAAAAGCCCACUUGUUACCCCUUGGGGACCCCCAUCCUUGGCCCAGGAUGCUUUUGAUUCUCUAAGGAGCAUGAAGGGGUAUCACCCCUCCCAAGAGUUUGUGGGAGGAUGGACUAGUCCAGUCAUGUCCCAGUGCUGCCCUUGAUGGGACACUCCCUGUCUCCUGGUGCCCACGGCCCUUGUCUGGGUGCCCCAGCCCCUCCCGCAGCAUAACUGCCUGUGUAUAGUAUAAAUAUAUAUUUUCUAUAUAUAAGAUGUAUAAUAUAAGGCUCCACAAAUAUAUCUGUGUGUGUGUGUGUGUGUGUGUACAUGUGUGUGUGUGUGUGUGCACGCACGCACAUGCAGUGAAUGGUGGUACCCACCCCGGGCCCCCACUCUGGACUCCCCCACCACCUGGUUAGGUCUUGAGUGAAUCCAGUGGCCCUAUGGCACCCUCCUUUAUGACAUCAUCCAUUUGUGUGAACCAAGUGAAGGUGGUGACUUCUGGUGACAUAGUAAUAAAGACUCAAAACCCACCAGCGGA
Molecule: messenger RNA, 4370 nt
Organism: Manis javanica (Malayan pangolin)
Lineage: Eukaryota; Metazoa; Chordata; Mammalia; Pholidota; Manidae
Product: TGF-beta-activated kinase 1 and MAP3K7-binding protein 1
Biological process (GO): protein dephosphorylation
Cellular component (GO): synaptic vesicle membrane; neuromuscular junction; cytosol
Molecular function (GO): protein serine/threonine phosphatase activity
Source: RefSeq, a predicted model, not a curated record